UACGUAAAUCUUCCAUAAAGGCGUCUCAAUCGAUGUUGUUUGCCGCGUUUCUUCUGUACUCGCUCGUGAUUGGCUGUGCCAACUAUGACUCAUCUUCGUACUUACUCAUGAUUGGCUGUUGCUACCUUGACUCACUUGCCCCAUCCGCUCUCCCGAUUGGCUCUUUGUAAUAGAAAGACAUCAAAGAAGAUAAAAAAUAUAUAAAUAUAAAAGAUAAAUACUGGCCAUUUUGUUUUGUCUCGCAUUAUGGUCUAAAAAAUCAUCAGUCAAUAUUCUAGUCGUCUCAGCAUUCAAAAUGUCCGCGAGACCGGCAAAGUUUCAUGAAAAUCUUUGUGGAGUGAAGGAGGAGCCCCCACGUUACCGACACUCGACUGUGUGCAAACUAAUGCACGCUAAGGUGGUUCUUCACAGACUUGAAGAUCUAUAUGUCAGCAAAGCCCAUUAUCCUGAGCACCAGGAGUCUGCAUGCAUCAAAGAAGAGCAGGAAGAGUCGCCAUCCAUCAAAGAGGAAGAGUUCGUACACAUUGAAGGUUUCAGAAAAUAUUUUGGUGUUGAGCGGCAGGAGCCAGAAUCUCCUGGCGUUAAAGAGGAUGUUGAGCUACCCCAAAUCAAAGAGGAGGAGCCAAAGCCUUGUCAACAGAAGCAACUUCCAAUCAAGAAGGAGGAGGAAGAGAUACCAUGCGUUAAAGAAGAGCAAGAGAUGGAGCACAUCACCGAGUCGAAUGGUGAACUAUGUCCUCUUGUGUGGCAAAAUCAAAAGGAAAAAACCCCUACGCAGCUGUUAAAGUAGACCCAGACAGUGAUUACAUCACACCAGGUACUCUUGACCUGGAGCAGCUCUUCUGGACUGGCACCAGUGUUGAAUACGCACACGUCAACCAAGUCUGGCCUAAUGUGUUCAUCGGUGAUGAGAAGACCGCUUUGGAGCGACCUGGUCUAAAGGAACUCGGUGUUACGCAUGUGCUGAAUGCUGCAGAAGGGAAGUACAAUAACGUGCUGACCGGUGCAGUUUACUACUCUGACUCGGACAUCCAAUAUUUUGGGGUGGAGGCUGACGAUAAACCCACAUUUGACAUCUCCCAGUUCUUUUGGCGGACCACAGAGUUCAUCAGAGAGGCCUUGAGCCACCCUCAGAACAAGGUGCUCGUACACUGUGUGAUGGGUCGCAGCCGUUCAGCGUCACUGGUCUUAGCCUACCUGAUGAUGGAAGAAGGCCUAACCGUGGUGGACGCCAUCGAGCACGUACGACAUCGUCGUUGCGUCCUGCCCAACCAUGGUUUCCUCAAGCAGCUCAGAGCUCUGGACAUUGCACUGCAAGAGGAGAAGCUGAGACAAAAACAACAAAAGAUGCUAGAUCAACAGUCAUGAUUGAGAUUGAAUUUGACGGAGGGUGAACACUUGAUCGAAUUCGUCAUCGACAUCAACAAAUGAACAUCGGAGGAGAAAUGAAACAUAUUUAGGAGUUUUAAGAAGUGUUUUGUUAAAUUGGAAAGAUUAGAAUAACGCAGCAGCUUGAUGAACAACAAUUGUCAAAUUUGAAACACAUAGUAUUCCAAAUAUUGCAUCUGAAAUUAUAGUAAUAUAAAUCGUGUGUUUUCUAAUGUUCCCUUGCUAAAAGAUGUGUAUUUUAUUGUCUUCUUAAAGUAACAACAUUGUUUUCCGAUGUAUAUCCAAAAGUUUAAGCUACCGGAGCCAAUAUUUAUAAACCUGAUAGCUCCACGUGCGGUAUCAAGAAGAAAACGAUAUUUUUUGCACUCUCGCCCACCAAUGCUUGUUUUGUCAAACAGUGGUGAGGUAUGUCACUUGAGCCCCUGUGUAAGGUGAAGCGGAUUUACCUGUGUCAUGGCUUUCAGAUAUGGGGAGAUGUACCGGGAAUUAUUAGGGUUGGACACUUUCAGACUUGUCCCAUGUUGGCGACUCGGUGGUUUCUGUGCUGGGAUGGCGGGGGACGGGAUUUUAUAACACACACUACAUCAUUUUUGGUUGGCAUUGACAUCAAAAUAAACCACACAUUUCCAAAGAAGGACAAUGGACUGUCUCUUCCUCAGAUGUAAGAACCAGUAGCAAUGUUUCCAGUUUAAUUUUGCUAUCUUUCCAGUUUGCCAUGUUGAUAACUGCAAUGUUUGUUUACCGCUCUUGGUCUAACUGCGAAGAAAGAGGGAAUGAUGAUCGGUCCGCCCUGAUAUUUACGUCAUCAGCCUUCGCGCUGUGACCCGGGAAUUAAAUGAGUGCUUUCACACAUGCCGCGUCCCAGGUAAGUCCUGGACAUAAUAAACAAUUAUCCAAGAUACUUCCGCUU
Corythoichthys intestinalis (scribbled pipefish) is the source of this 2299-nucleotide messenger RNA. Its product is annotated as dual specificity phosphatase 29-like. Gene Ontology annotation, molecular function: MAP kinase phosphatase activity; RNA polymerase II cis-regulatory region sequence-specific DNA binding; protein tyrosine/serine/threonine phosphatase activity. The transcript has 6 exons. The coding region runs from base 733 to 1368 and encodes 211 amino acids. NCBI's taxonomy places the organism in Eukaryota, Metazoa, Chordata, Actinopteri, Syngnathiformes, Syngnathidae. The record is from RefSeq and is a predicted model, not a curated record. Gene Ontology annotation, cellular component: cytoplasm; nucleus. Gene Ontology annotation, biological process: protein dephosphorylation; negative regulation of MAPK cascade; regulation of transcription by RNA polymerase II.